Molecule: messenger RNA, 1584 nt
Organism: Hydra vulgaris (swiftwater hydra)
Lineage: Eukaryota; Metazoa; Cnidaria; Hydrozoa; Anthoathecata; Hydridae
Source: RefSeq, a predicted model, not a curated record
AUGAAUGCUACUACUAAUAAUACAAAUCAAGCAGUAAAUAAAAAUUAUAAAGUAGUAGGUAAAGACUAUUCUGUAAGCUAUAGUUUUCCAUCUCGAAACUUAAAAUGGCAUGGGAUUGUUGAUUAUGGUAUAGCUGUUGACAAUAUAAACUUUCACUGCCAACUUGGUAGUGGUUCAUUUAAUUUCCAUUGUAACUAUGAAUCAAUAAGAAUCGCAAAAAUUGCAAAUUUUGAUGAAAUUAAAAUCCACUGUAAAGUGGAAUCUGAGAAUCAUAUUCCAAUAUUUAAAGUAUUUACAAUAGAAUUUCCAAUAGCAAGCUUUUCAAAUGUAAAAGCAACUGUUUGUGUCAAGCAAAUGUUAAACUUUUUAGGGAUUGAGAGUAAUAAAAAGUGGUCUGGUUUUGAGUUUUUUGGUUUUAUGAAACCAGAAGUUUUAAAAAUAAUAUCUGCUAAUCCUAUCAAUGUUGAGACAUCUUCAAAACAUAAAAUGUGUUCAGCUAAAAAAGUGUUCAAAAAAGUUGAAUUUGAAGACCACAUUCCUUUACGAUGUGCGUUAACUAUUCGAAGUCGAAAUGCAGCAGAGACUAGUUGUUUAUUAAACUCUAAAUCAAUUCAUGCACGUAAUGAAGAUAUACAUGAACUGGUUGAGUAUAUAUCAUUUGGAGAUGUAAAAAGUUAUAUUCAACAUUUGUACAAGAAAAAUCCUUCUAUUAUUACUGAGACUAUCACUAAAAUUGACAAACGAAUUGAGAUAAAUUGUUCCCAAACAGCUGAACUUUUACUUGGUAAAUGUAAUUUAUCGCAACGUGGCUAUAAAAGUCUAAGAGCUGCUAUGUCCAAAAAUUUAAUAGAUUUACCAACUUAUACAAAUGUAAGAGAAUACUGUUUAACUGCAGAAGUAGGUAAAAUAUCAAAAAUUCACGAGGAUAAUGAAAUCAUUUGUAAAUGUAUGGGAGCUAAGACCAAUCUUGCAGAAACUUUACAGUAUAUUAUUUCAUGUAAAAAGUUACUGCAUGAAAAGGAAUUUCUUAGUAUUGAAAAGCAAGCAGAUUUGUUUGCAUAUUCAAAGCAAGUUAAUUCAACAUUUUACAAUUCUAUUGAUUCAACAAAACGCACUCUCUUUAUAAAAGACACUGGUGAUAAUUUCCGGGCUGCGUCUAGAUUUCCAACAGAACAGACAUCGUUUUCACUCUUAAAUUUAAAAACAUUGAUUAAUUCUCCUUAUGGACAGUUUAUAACAACACUGUGGAGAGGCAGGGAAUCCAAAGUUAUGCUUGAUACUCAUGUUAAGUGUCAUUAUCAAGAUCUUACUGACCUUAUCAUAAAUGGUAUUAAUUUAGUAAAUCCAGAUAAUAAUUCAGUUGAACACUUCAAUGUACUUUUUUUUUUUUGUGGCCGAUUUAGGUUUUUUAAAGAACAUAAUUGGCCUAUGUUCUUGUACAUCAACUUAUGGAUGUUAAUUAAUGAAAGACAAAUGGUCUUUAAAAAUUAAGAAAUCUGGAGAAAAGCGUAGCAUUGCGGUAAUGGCAGAGUUAGGUGAAAGUGGAGUCUGUCCUGGGUGAGACACCUGACCACAAUUCUGCAC